Molecule: messenger RNA, 862 nt
Organism: Paramuricea clavata
Lineage: Eukaryota; Metazoa; Cnidaria; Anthozoa; Malacalcyonacea; Plexauridae
Source: the annotation of a GenBank genome assembly
AUGGGGUAAAUGUAUGCAUGACAUAGCACAUAUUUUGUUAAUUUCAUAAUUUAUGUAAAUCUAGUAAACAUGGCCACCGAAGGAGUGUCAGGAAAAUAUACAAGUGAACUUGAAAGGAAAUCGACUUAAUGGCAUCAUUCAUUUCUGUAGAAUAUGUGCUUUAGAGUUGAGAAAUCAUAAAGAUUUAAAUUUUGUAGCUGGCUCAGGCGAAUUUAGGCCUAUUGACGCAUUAGUUCAAUUGUCGUUUGCAAUCGCUGACACGUCGCAAUAUGUGUGCCGAAAGUGUAGAGGAAGUUUGAAGUUGUGGGUACAAGCGAGGCAUAAAGCAAACAAAAUUGAGAAAGAGCUGGAAGAAAUAUAUGCAAAAUCCACUUCUGACAGCAGGAAAGUUGCUUUUGUCAGCCACAGUAUACCAAAUCAACAUGAAAAACACGAGCCAGUGACGGAAUGUAAAGCAGUCCAAACGAACUUAUCAUUUCCAAUUGAAACAGAAUCGAGUACAAGCGAUACUGUUGCUUAUGUUCAUGUGUGUUGGCCGAGUGGUUAUCGUAGUAGAAGACUUCCACCUGAUCUUACGCAACUGGCAAUUCAUCUACUUAGAACUCAAAACAAAAAUAUGGCGAAGUUUGCAUUGAAGCACCCCCUAAUAAGAGCUCACAUCAUAACUUUUAUUGAAAAAGAGAUUAAUAAAGAGUGCCAGGAAAUGUGCAGGGAAACUGUAAAGGUUCAAGCUAGUGGCAAUGAUAUUCCUGUAGAAACAGAACCAAAAAGUAGAAGAAAUAUUUUUGCAUUUCCAUUGUCAACAUCAGGGAAAAGAUGUCAGAUGAUGACAACAAAGUUACAGGAACAAAGAAAUUUGUGA